AUGACUGGCACGUGGCAUGGUCUUGUCUGUAGUGAGGUCAUAAUAAAACGGCAAUUCAAUCACAUCCGUAUAGCAGCCAUUAUAAGAAGAGCUGUGUCACCCACAAAAAUGUAUUUCCUUAUUGGUUACACAGAGGAACUUCUAUCAACCUGGAUACAAUUCCCUGUAACAUUAGAACUACAAACUGUGGAUAGUUUUAAAGAUGUUGUGUUCAAAUAUAUU
Brenthis ino (lesser marbled fritillary) is the source of this 222-nucleotide messenger RNA. The record is from the annotation of a GenBank genome assembly. Lineage: Eukaryota; Metazoa; Arthropoda; Insecta; Lepidoptera; Nymphalidae.